Messenger RNA from Anisakis simplex (herring worm), 525 nucleotides. The record is from the annotation of a GenBank genome assembly. NCBI's taxonomy places the organism in Eukaryota, Metazoa, Nematoda, Chromadorea, Rhabditida, Anisakidae.
AUGGAUUGCUCGAGUGGUUUAUAUUUCAAUGCCGAAACAUCAGAAUGUGAUUUCAAAGAGAAUGUAUUGUCAUGUAGAAAUCCUUUCGACUGUGCGAAUCGUAAGAACGGUGCGUAUGCAGAUGGUUGUUCCACUGUAUUUUGGUAUUGCUCAGAGGGUUCUGUUUCGUUGUCGAGGUGUCCUCGAGGAACGUACUUCGAUGUUGAAUUGCUGAAGUGUGACUACAAAGAAGCUGUACCUGCUUGUGGAGGUGUGCGAUCAUCUUCAUCGCAAUCAUCGCGUCUUGCGGCUGACGCAAGUCCUGGGAUGCCAAAGCAAGACCGCGUUUUUCAGACAACUGCUACAGCGGAUUCGUCAAAAGGCCAAGAUACGAUAGAAUGUGGGCAAGACGGCAUAAUUGCUAUGGGUGAUUGUAGUGAUAAAUUCUGGAUGUGUUCGAAUGGUAUCGCAGUGAAAGAAUCGUGUCCUAAAAAUUUGUUCUUCAACGUGAAAACGAAGGAAUGCGAUUAUCCCGAGAAUAUAGAG